AUGAUAUGUGCACGUAUAAUACAAGUUAUGAGGAUGGACCCUUCAAUCAAAGUGAAGGUCAUUAUUGCUCAGAUUCAGGCUUUGUAUAACUACACAAUUAGUUAUAGAAAAGCUUGGUUGGGAAAAAAUAAGGCAAUCGAACAAAUUUAUGGCAAUUGGGAAGAGUCUUACAAUCAAUUUCCACGAUGGUUAUUAGUUAUGCAAACGUUUGCUCCAAGAACCAUUAUUAAAAUGGAAACAAUCCCAACUUAUAAUGAACAUGGUUUCAUAAAUGGGAUGACAAUCUUUCAUAGACUAUUUUGGGCUUACGUUCCAUGCAUAUCUGCGUUUAAAUUUUGCAAACCAAUUGUACAAGUUGACGGAACUUGGUUAUACGGCAAGUAUAAUGGAACUCUAUUGGUAGCAGUUGCACAGGAUGGGAACGACAAUAUCAUUCUAAUUGCUUAUGCUCUUGUGGAAGAUAGACACAAAUCUAUCAAAAGUGCUUACAAUAAUCUCAAUAAUGGGUGGCAACAUCCUCCGUCAAAGCAUGUGUUUUGCGUCCGACAUAUUGAACAAAAUUUUGCAAGGGAAUUUAAGGAUAAUGCUUUGAAGAACAAGGUUAUUUCUAUGGGUUACUCAAUCAAUGAGUCUACAUAUCGAUACUACCGCAGAGAAAUUGGCAUCGUAAACCCAGAAGCUUUGAAAUGGUUAGACAAUAUACCGCGACAAGAUUGGAUUCAAGCAUUUGAUGGAGGUAGCCGUUGGGGUCAGAUGACCACCAACCUUGUGGAGUCGAUGAACGCAAUAUUAAAAGAACCACACAACCUUCCCAUCACUGCUUUGGUCCAAUCAACAUAUUAUAAAACAGGUACACUAUUUUCAACCAUGGCAAAACAACACGCAUCAAUUUUAGCUUCUGGUCAGAUAUACACAGAAAAAUGCAUGACUUUUAUGAAAUCGGAAAUACGUAAAUCAAAUAGUCAUAGAGUCGAUUGUUUUGAUCGAAGCAACCACACUUUCAUGGUCCACGAGACAGUAGUUCCAAAAGAAGGGCGACCAAUUGGUCAUUUCAGUAUAAAUCUUCCCAACAAGUGGUGCGAUUGUGGAAAAUAUCAAGCUAAACAUAUGCCUUGUUCACAUGUGAUAGCAGCAUGUUCUAGCAUCAAAUAUGAUUAUUGGAGCCUUAUAUCCGAAGUGUACAAGGUGGAAACAGUACUUAAAGUCUACAGUGAAGCGUUCCAACCGAUACCAAACGAAGGAUAUUGGCCACAAUAUGAAGGUGAAGUCGCAUCCCCAGGUUGCGACUUGCAACUGGGGCUAAAAAGUAGGGCAAUCUGUUUAACAAUGUCUCCACCACCAACACCAUUCACAGAUAUCAACAAAACCAAGGAAACAUGGAAAAUUGCUAUUCGAGUUGUUCAUGGAUAG
This is a messenger RNA of Cicer arietinum (chickpea), 1410 nucleotides long. NCBI's taxonomy places the organism in Eukaryota, Viridiplantae, Streptophyta, Magnoliopsida, Fabales, Fabaceae. The record is from RefSeq and is a predicted model, not a curated record.